Actinia tenebrosa (Australian red waratah sea anemone) is the source of this 1709-nucleotide messenger RNA. RefSeq lists its product as uncharacterized. Gene Ontology annotation, biological process: G protein-coupled receptor signaling pathway. The record is from RefSeq and is a predicted model, not a curated record. Gene Ontology annotation, molecular function: G protein-coupled receptor activity. Lineage: Eukaryota; Metazoa; Cnidaria; Anthozoa; Actiniaria; Actiniidae. Gene Ontology annotation, cellular component: membrane.
CUUACAGUAACUUUUCUUCUUGUCAUAAGCUACUUCCAAGAAGGUUCGUUUUUAUGAGAUUGAUAUUGAAAGUUACUUCUACAUUGUCUUACAAUGGCAGACUUCAACACUUCUUCAUCAGAAGUCGACCCAACCUUCACGUGUGCUCUAACACCCCAGUACAGCUUGAUCUUUGACCGUGCCGUUCAUCCCAGUGCAACGAUUGCGUUAUGUACUUUUAACAUUCUAUUCGCUAUUACAGCAAGCGUCUUGAACUUCCUAGUCAUGGCAUCAAUCAUAUCAACCCCAAAACUUCAAACUCCGACUUUCAUUCUACUCUGCAACCUCGCCUUGACUGACUUUUUAGUCGGCCUUGUGAUUGGCCCCAUGGUGGUCGUAUACCUGAUAACGCGGGAACUUGGGGAAUAUAGUGUUUUUUGCAGUAAUUGGAAGGUGUUAGUAGUGAUGAGCUAUUUCCUUUGCCCUGUUUCGUUGUACACUAUUACUAGUAUCAGUUACGAUCGGUAUCUCUCGCUCCAAAUGAAACUCAAGUACAAGACAGUAGUGACGAAAAAGAAAGCUUGCGUGACAGUCGUUAUUUUAUGGGUGUGCGCCGGUUUAGGAGUCACGCUGAUCGGCAUCUUAGGGAAAACCCCGUUCUUGAUACUAGUGUGUUGCGUGACAUUUUUCUGUUUGGUUGUGAUCAUUGAUUGUUAUUUGUUAUGUGGUGCUGCGAUAACACGACAUCAGAACGAAAUUAUGGCUUCAACGUCUGUGAAAAAAUCAAAACCAAGACAGACAUCCAACACUCGUCAAGAAAGUUUACGAGUGAAUAAAGGAAGAAAGGGAAUAAAAAGACCUAUCGAGUCGUUCGGCCAAGAGCGUGACGAACGGAAGAAACUCGCCAAGUCACGUGACUGUGGAACGAUAAACGCCAUUGGGCAGUUUGAGACACGUGACUCAUAUGAGGACGAUAACAGCAUUGGACAACUUGAAUGGAUGGGUUACGAAGAAGACGAAGAGUUAGAGCUUAGCAACACAAUAUUUGAUGACUUGGAGCUUGAAGAAGGCGAUAACAAGGCAAUAAAAAGCGAAGAGGAGUGUUUACAAUGUCAYAUGUCUAUCCAGAACCCGAUAAAUGAUUCUAGAAAGCGAAGGUCGACGACGUCAUCGACUUUGGGCGGGAAAACUCAACAUACUCCCGCCCCUUCAAACCUGAAAUACAUCCUCGUAAACAAGGAUAUUGAAAGUGUUAUUGAAGAAGUUGAAAUUGAAACGAAACGUGAGAAAAAAACAACGCUUGGAGAGACGAACAGAAACGAUGAAGGGAACGUCAACGAACAGAAAGAAAAGCUAGAUGCUCAACGUGAAGCUAACAUCCAACGAACAGACAAUUCAAAGCUAACAUUUCAAAAGGCGCAAUUGCUCGUUGAUAUCAAAAAGUUCAAACAAACUCUUCAUACGAUACUCAUGAUUGUCGUGUCCCUGUUUCUCUGCUAUUUGCCAUACAUGGUUGUCAGUACAAUGGUUAAUCUAAAUAUUCUAGCUAUUGGCAUUUCCUGGGAUUUAGCUACUAUGAGUAUAUACCUGAACUCGUCUAUUAGUCCAAUCAUUAUGUGUACUAGAAUUUCUAGUAUCAGAGAAGCUUGUAGGAGGAUACUUAGAAGGACGUUUAGUCGCCAGUGAAAGUAUAUAGAGGAUGGUGUUCAGGUCAAGUAUAAAGGAGAGAC